Messenger RNA from Perca fluviatilis (European perch), 5038 nucleotides. It is a transcript of the gene me2, whose product is annotated as malic enzyme 2, NAD(+)-dependent, mitochondrial. The transcript is spliced from 15 exons. The record is from RefSeq and is a predicted model, not a curated record. Gene Ontology annotation, cellular component: mitochondrion. Gene Ontology annotation, molecular function: malate dehydrogenase (decarboxylating) (NAD+) activity; NAD binding; malate dehydrogenase (decarboxylating) (NADP+) activity. NCBI's taxonomy places the organism in Eukaryota, Metazoa, Chordata, Actinopteri, Perciformes, Percidae. Bases 210 to 1961 code for a protein of 583 amino acids. Gene Ontology annotation, biological process: pyruvate metabolic process; malate metabolic process.
AUCAAUCCUUCGUCAUCACUCUGCUGGAUCUGUGGCUGCAGUAGAAGGGCAGACCAAGCGGUCAAAUAAUAGCAGUUAUACAGCGACCUCCAGGAGAAGUAUGCUUUAUAAAAAGUAGUAACCUGUCCAACGGAAGUGACCGCAGUAUUUUACUAGUUAAGAGCAGCAGCUUUCCACCAGUGGACCUUACAGACCAGUGGUUGCCCACCAUGUUGUCCAGUUUGAGGACAACUUGGUCCCUGAGGCCCUGUGUCUCUGUUUGCAGAUGGGCACACACCAAAGAGAAGGGCAAGCCCCUCAUGCUCAGCCCUCGCACCAACAAAGGCAUGGCCUUCUCUCUCCCGGAGCGACAGAUUUUAGGAAUACAUGGUCUGUUGCCUCCCAAAGUGGAGACUCAGGACAUUCAGGCCAUGCGCUUUCAGAAUAAUCUAAAGAAGAUGACUGAUCCCCUACAGAAGUAUAUCUACUUGAUGGGUAUCCAGGAAAGGAAUGAGAAGCUUUUCUAUAGGGUGUUGAUGGAAGACAUAGAGGAGUUGAUGCCAAUUGUCUACACUCCCACUGUAGGAUUGGCCUGCACACACUAUGGACACAUCUUUAGAAGACCCAAAGGUUUGUUCAUCUCCAUUCUGGACAAAGGACACAUCCGUUCCAUCCUGGACAACUGGCCAGAGACUGAUGUUGCAGCAGUAGUAGUAACUGAUGGAGAACGUAUUUUAGGAUUAGGGGAUCUGGGUGUUUAUGGAAUGGGUAUCCCUGUCGGAAAACUUUGCCUGUACACUGCCUGUGCCGGCAUUAGACCUGAGAGUUGUCUGCCUGUGGUGAUAGAUGUUGGCACAAACAAUGAGACUCUCCUCAGGGAUCCGCUGUACAUGGGGCUGUACCAGGAGCGAGAUCAGUCUCAAGCCUACGAUGAUCUGAUUGAUGAGUUCAUGGAAGCUGUGGUGGACAAAUACGGGCAGGACACACUGAUCCAAUUUGAGGACUUUGGGAACCACAAUGCCUUCCGCUUCCUUAGAAAGUACAGGGAGAAGUACUGCACCUUCAACGAUGAUAUCCAAGGCACUGCGUCUGUAGCCCUUGCUGGUCUGUUAGCAGCCCAGAGAGCCAUUGGCAAACCCGUCACUGAACAUCGGGUGCUUUUUCUGGGAGCUGGAGAGGCUGCCCUUGGUAUUGCCAAUCUGAUUGUCAUGGCCAUGAUGGAGAAGGGGAUGACCCAAGCUGAGGCCAGAAAUAAGAUCUGGAUGUAUGAUAAACAUGGCUUACUAGUAAAGGGAAGACCUCAGGAAACCGACUCUAAUCAAGAGGCAUUUGUCCAUGACAGUCCAGGUACUGUACAGAGCUUCCUAGAUGCUGUCAACACCAUCAAACCCACAGCUAUCAUUGGUGUGUCAGGAGCUGGACGUCUGUUCACCCACGAUGUCAUCAAGGUCAUGGGAACCCUGAACGAACGACCAAUCAUCUUUGCCCUCAGCAACCCAACCAAUAAAGCAGAGUGCACAGCAGAGGAUGCCUACACACUCACUGAUGGUCGAUGUCUUUUUGCCAGUGGCAGUCCAUUCGGUCCAGUCACUCUGAGUGAUGGCCGCGUCAUCACUCCUGGACAAGGAAACAACGCCUACAUCUUUCCAGGUGUGGCCUUGGCUGUGAUCCUGAGUGGAGUGAGACACAUCAGUGACACAGUAUUCUUAGAGGCUGCUAAGACCCUUGCAGAGCAGCUUACAGAUAAAGAGCUCGAAGAAGGCAGACUCUAUCCUCCUCUCUCCAACAUCAGAGAGGUCUCUGUCCGGAUGGCUGUCAAGGUGGUGGAGUUUGUCUAUUCUAACGGCAUGGCGUUUCGCUACCCCGAGCCUGUGGACAAGGAUAGCUUUGUACGGGCUACUAUGUGGGACACCCAAUACGACUCCUUCUUGCCAGACACCUAUGACUGGCCAGCUGUCAGCUUCAGCCCCAAGACUAACUAGAAGUAGACCAGACCCCAACUCUGCCCUUUGUUUUCCGCUCAAUUCUUAAUCGCAGAUCUUUUGAGAUUAUCAUAAUUUUCUUAGUGCAAACAUGUGCUCAUGAAAAAAGGCAGUAGAAGUCCAUUACUGCUGCCCUGGUACUGCAUUUGCACUAAACCAGCUUUAUUAGAUCUGUGAAAAGGUAGAGUGGAAAAUGGCAUUUGAAAGAGGAUAUUUUAAUGGAAAUGGCUAUUUUAUACUUCACAUCCCAGUUCUUUAUCACCUCUGCAUCACAUGUAAACCUGCACAGUACCUGGAGUGCCACCUAGUGGUGGGAAAAGGCAGUGUGGAAAUCUGGUUUCAUUGUUGAAACUUUGAGAUACAUUUAACUUGUUUAUCCUGUUUUAAAAAGAAAAUAACAGACAUAACAAUGCGUAAAUUACCACAAUAAAUUGUGAUUGUAAUGUACUAAAACAUCAAACUUUCACCCAACAAUUUGAACGCUAAUUAGAUUGCGCUGAAUAGUAAUAGUAAUAAACCAAACACUCUACGCUGUGCCUCUGCUCAAGGUUAAGCUGGGUUUUUACAAGUAGAAAUGACUCCAUGAUUUGUUUUGUUCUUGUGUUAUCAUCCACUAUCUUUAUUUUUAGUCAUAAAUGACCUGGAAAUAAGUGGGUGCCAUGCUAAUCAAAUGCCAUACACAUACAUAAUAUAGAAUACUAUUGUCUUUUUCACCAAUUUUAAAAGUUACUCACUCCAUAUUUUAUGUAUUGGUGAUUCUAAUUUGAUGCAAAACAGUUGUUGUAUACACUCCUGAUGCAGAGCUUAGCUAGCACUUACUACUACUUUGACUAUAUGUAGCUACCUAGAGAUUGCCGAACUAAAUGCCCGGUUAUUAACAUGAACGACUAAAGAAAGACCUUGAAAAUGAUGAUGAGAUCUUAUGAAGGGAAAUUUAAUAAAAAAAUAUAUCUAAAAACGCUCGGGGGGGAAAAAAACAUCCACUCCAGCAUUUCAUUUGUUUGAAUGCUUUUGUCACAUUGUAUUUAUUUCUCAGAAUUUAUUUUGUUUUAAUUUCUGCGUUUGUAUUUAGAUGUUUUGGUCACAUGCUGUAUAUUCCUCAGACAGCCUGUCAUGAACACUCCUUUAAUAAAUUGUGGUAAGAAAAAGAACAUCCCUAAAAAUGAACCCUAUUGCUGAACUGUGACAAACUGAAUACAAGCUAUACCCUAAAUAUUUAAGGAAACAAUGUGCAGUAUCAAAUUGUUGGAUAAACAUUUUUUUUUCUAUUUUAAGUAUAUUUUGUGUACUAUACAUACACUUGUGUAGAAACCGAGACUGUACUGAAAGUGUUUAUAAAGUUGUGUUAAGUACAUCCACUGGUGUUUCGACAGAUUGGUCUGUGGGUUUCAAUCCUUGGAACAUAUUCAACAAAUUUACCGACGAGGCUUUACUGUUGCGGUCUACCUUGAGCAUUACUAAUAACUGAUAACACUAACAGUCCUAUUAGCUCAGACAAGAAAGAGAGAUGAAAACUACCUUAGGCUAGUGUAUGUGUAUAGCACCUUUCAAUGAGGCAAUUCAAAGUGCUGUACAUGAUUCAUAAAUAAGUAAAUAAAUAAGUAAAAUGAAAUAGCAGAUAAAAAUAAGCUAAAAUAGAAUAAGAGAGAUUACAGUCUAGUGCAAGAUAUGAAUAAAUAGUACUACAUGUAAUUUCAUAAAACGCAGUGGCAAACAGAAAAGUCCCAAGUGUUAAUUUAAACAAACAAGGAGCAGACCUCAAGUUCUCUAGAAGUUUAAGUUCCACAUAUGUGGUGUUUGAUGCAUGAGCGAUUCAAAAAUCGUGUUAUUGGCAUAAUAAGAAAGUGACCCAAACAGCCCGUUGGGACACAAACAUCUUGAAAUUGAAAUCUUGACCUUUUUAAUACAGUAGGUUCACUAUACUCUGGGGAAUAAAAAAAGUUUCUGCUCAUUCAUGUUAAUGUCCCAAAACGAUCCUGGCACUGUUAAGGGAUAAUGCUGCCUACAAGAUAAUCACAUUGUUACUGGCAAUAUAUAUUUGUUAUGAAGAAACCGAGCAAUGCUAGAGCAUUUUGUGAUCACAGUGAUCUCCUAACAGCUAUACAUUUUAAUAGUCACAGUUAGAGAGUUAGAGACGCACAACCUUCUCAAGAUCAAAACAUGCAUUUCUCAAAGUAAGCUAAGCAUCAACUAUAUUCCAGUUCUAUUUUCCUAAUAUUUCACAUCUACAUGUCUAUGCCAUCUACAGUGUGAUAUACUGUGCUUACAGUAUCUCAAUCAAUCAAUUUAUUUGUCACGUGAAAUUAUAUAAAAUACAAUUUCAAAUAAAUGUAAUCCUAUCAGUGAGACAUAGUACUGACAGUAAACCUUCCAAGGUUGUUUAUAAGGUCUUUAUAUUUUGCUCUGUGCUCUGACAGACCAAUGCAGUUUAUCGUAGUGAUUAAGCCAAAGAACAAAAAUUAUGUGUUUAAUGUAAAAUGUGAGAAUUGAGAAACUGUAUAUGGUCAAUAUACAGUGGACACAAACAUACACACACCCUAACAGCUAAAAUGUGUUUAAGUCUGGUUUUAAUGUAACUGGUUCAUUUUAGUCUAUUUCAUUCAUAUGUAUUUUGUAUAUGUAUUCGUGUAUUACUCACAGCACUGAAUAAAAAAAAAAGCUGUUUCGUUCAAAAUUAUGUAAUUGUGUAGUAUUCAGUGAGCAGCUUUUCCUUUGAUAGACUGUGCAGCUUCAGGUUGUGAACACAUACAGGCAAUGUUUUGUACUCAAACAUUUUACUAUAGUUGUGUUUAAAAGAAACUAUUGAGAAACAGUUUAACCUCAGUAAGUGUUGGCUCAUGUGUCUAUCCAGUUGUUAUUACUGACCGUAAUCGUCUAUUAUGAGUUUUUACUGUGUUCCGUAAGAAUGUGUUUUGCUCAUGUGAUUCUUGUCGACCCCAUAAGGUAACUCCAUAUUUCAUUGAAGUGUGCCUUCAAGUCUGUGUUUCUGAAGUUUAUUUUUGUUAAAUAAUAAUAUUGCCUUACCGUUUGCUGUUCUGCUGUUAAAAGUGCAGAAUAAAAUCAGUUUCCAUACUGGC